AGUAAUGAGUACAGAAGUGUAUGUAAUAUCAAGAUUAUUCUGGUUCUAGUCAUGUUUUCAAGACAAUGGCUUUUGUUCCUACCAAAAAUUUAUCCAAGGAUUAUUUAGGAAACGGACAUUUAUACGUAAGCUGACAUUUCAGCAGCAAACUCUUUAAAAUAGAUAAAAAAUGGAAGGAGGAACGACUGUGUUGACGUGCUGGAUGUUCGCUUGUUUGAUUUUCUGUAUUAAUGGUCUUACACCAGGUUGUGAAUAUGUUCACCUAACUUUGACCUGUUCCGGACCUAACAUGACUGACGUACCAGAAAAUAUCUUUGCAAAUACAACUGAAAUUAAAAUAAAGCAUGCCGAUAUCAAAACACUGAACACUUCUGCUUUCAGUCAAACCAAGAAACUUCAUGGAUUAAUUGUAGAACACAGUGGGGUCACUGACCUAGUGGAUGAAGCUUUCGCUGACCUGAAAUUCUUAGAUAUGAUUUCGCUAAAAGGAAAUAAGCUCAUUACCCUUCAAAAUGGCAUUUUCUCCAAUCUGACUUUACUGAAGGUGCUGCGACUUAGUGAGAAUUCGCUUGUAUCAGUAGAUGGAAUAUUUGACGGUCUUACAAAUUUGGAAAAAUUAAGUCUAAAUGAUAAUCAGAUUGUCACCAUAGCAACGGACACCUUUAGAGACCUCACAAGCCUACAUCACCUAGAACUGAACAACAAUAAAAUUAAAGAAAUUCAGCCACGAGCAUUUGAGAACAUGAAAAUGCUAAUGCUUCUGGGACUAGGAGAUAAUCCUAUAAGAUCUGUUGACAAUAUCUUCCCCAGUGAUAUGAUGCUGCAGUACCUAAACCAAACAGCUUGCGAACUCUCAACAUUUCCGAGUGACCUUCCAUCAUCACUGAAAUAUCUUAAACUCACGAAAAACAAGAUCAGACGAAUUUCGAAAUCUGACACGCAGAGAUAUUCAGACCUGAAUGCACUGAUUUUAGAGGACAAUGCUUUGGGGUACAUUGAACCUGGGUCAUUUUCUUCAAUGACUUCUCUCACAGACAUUUUCCUUUUUGUGAACCAUCUAGAACAUAUUCCUGGUCCGUUCCCAGCCAGCAUCAAGAGCAUACACCUUGAUAACAACCGGAUUGAAUCGAUUCCUCCUGACAUCUUCCAAAAUGGAACUAAACUUAAUAUUCUCUCACUUCGUAUAAAUAACAUUACUUCUAUUCACACAAAUGCCUUCCAAAAUAUAGAAUCAAUUCAAGAAUUACAUCUCGAAAGGAACACGCUAUCUAUUUUACAUGAUGAAACAUUCAAAUUCGCUUUGGGACUGAAGUAUCUAAAUUUAAACCAUCUGACACUGACAGCGGUUUACCCCGACUGUUUUUCCAAUCUGAACUCUUUGACUAAACUAAAAAUGUCAUUUGUGCGCGUCUCAAAGGAUCAAGUGUAUGGAAAUAUAUUCCGAAAUUUGCCGAUGCUUGAAGAACUGCAGCUACAGGAGAGUCCAACACUGGCUGAAAUUUUUAUCACCAAUCUUAUCAUAGAAAGGAAAAAGGUGAAAACUAUUACACAGUUGAACCUUGAAGAUAAUGGACUGGAAACAUUAAGUUCUGAUGUACAAAAGUACUUACCUAACAUACAGAAGCUUUCAUUACGAGGAAACAAGUUUCACUGCAAUGCUAAUAUACUAUGGCUGCGAAUCUGGCAUAAUAUUGAACCAGACAAACUUCACAAAUUCGAUCAAGUUCGCUGCUAUCUACCGCGACAUCUUCAAGGUCAACGAAUUGAAGAUGUCCAAAUUGGGCAGUUUAACGAUCAGACCAGUUCUGAAAAUGACAACCUUGACACCGUUUCUCAUCCUUACCACAUUCCUACUGACGAUCCAUUCCAAACGACAACUGAACAAGCGUACUACUUUCAUUAUCCAGAUUACGACUAUGAAUAUCUUUAUCAGUACGACUACUCAAAUGGCUCUACCGUACAGAGUAUUUCAAAUCAUCCGAUCCCGGCACUAACUUUCCAAACAACAACACCCUUGUCCGAGGACGACAGAAAAACAGUAAAUUCAAAUAACACUGUUGAGACAUACAACCAUUCAAAUAACUCUACAAUAAAAAGUAUUUCAAAUCAUUCAAGACAGGCAACAAUUUUCAAAACAGCAACACCCUUGUCUGAUGAUGGAAAACAAACAGAAAAUCCCAACAUCAAAGACAAUGAAAACCAUGAUAUAGGACACACGGGUAAACCACCAGCUAAAAACAAUGGAGGAAAUUCAUCCAGUUUGAAAACUGUCGGGAUAGCAUUUGGUAUGGCGUUUGGUGUAAUCAUAGUGAUGCUCUUUGGUGCUUUACUUGUAUACAAACUAUGGCAAAGAAAGCAUAAUGCCGCUAUGAAAACUGGGCGACAUCAAAAUGGAGGGCAGGAUUACGUUUUUGUUGCUGCGCAGACAGACAGACGUGACAAACCAGAACCUAAAGUUCACAGGAAAUUGUCACGGGCAGAGAGGGGAUCGACGACAUCACAUGCCAGCGAGGACAUAACAAAUUCUGAUACUGACAUGAAAGUCUACAUAAUGGAUAUAGAUGCAUAAAAUAUACUUUACUUAAUGUGAAAAAUAUUUUUACAAGAACAGCGGCAUGAUUUGAAUAAGGCUGAAGAUAUUCUUUUAAACAAGAAAAGAAAUGAAAUGACAACUGAAUGUCAAAGGCUGUUCCACAAUAUUUGAAAAUACAGAACGUUUUCUAUAUCAAACCAAUGUGAACAAAAGCCGGUGUUAGGGUUGAAUGCAGCUGAUAAAAGUUUUUCAGCAAAAGUUAUAUCUAUAAAUAAAUGUCAACAGUUCUUAUAUAUAAAACACAAUGUUGUUAAAUUAUUAAAGUGAAAUGAUUUUGACCAGUGUGAAGUUUGAGAUACAAACCGUAUCCACAGACGGUGUAGUUUGUUGUGGGAUUGAUAAAUUAUCUCAAAGAAAAGACCGAUCACACCUGUACAACUUUUUAUAGAUGGUACAUUCUAUUCACUGCUGAGAUGCAAACAUCACAUUGAUUUAACUUCUGUUCGUGGCACUUGUUCUUAAAUUUUCCAGUGUUUCUCUCAACAUGUGAAAUGUAAAAAUCUUUUUUUUUUCAUACAAGCCAAAACUGGAAUUGCAAGACUAUACGGUUACAGCAAGAAUUUUUCAGACUAUGUGACCUUUGAAAAUACCGUCAAUAGAGGAUAUUAUGAUUAACAUGCAUACAGUGAAACACCGCUCGCUCGAGCAUCGAUGACUCGAGCACCCGGGCUCGCUCGAGCAAUUCAUGAGGUCCCGGCCGAUUUCCUUCUAUUUUCUAUCUGAAAUUACCAUGGCUGGGUCGAGCAUCGAUAACUCGAUCGCUCGAGCAUGACACCUGGUCCCUGUGUAUUAAUUUACUCUUUGUUGCUUCUGGCUAACUCGAGCAGAGGUGUCAAAAUUUUUUGCAGCUUCGGCGAUCAGAUUGUAUCGGUUAAUUGAAAAUUGUGUUGUCUAUUCCCCGACUAUCUAAUGUUUGUUUGUCGGUAUAUUUGAUCUGAUAAUGAGAUUAAUUAUUGAUGAAAGGUCAAAGAAAAGUUUUAUUGAUCAAAUGUUGAUCAAUUACUGUUUGCUUUAGAUUAAAGCAAGUAGGCCUAUGUUAUUACUUAUUACAUCAUAGAUAACGUUUGUGAUACGUUUUUUUAAAUGUCACGGGUUUGUUAUUAUCAUGCAUCACUGUUUCCUCUGCAAAUGGUACCGAUGACAGUUGAUACAAUAACACUUCAAUAUUUCUUCCUAUGUUGGUCAAUGUUUGGGUCGCUCGAAACCAUGGAUAAUUCGAGCAUUUUGCUCAUCCCCUUGUGACCUCGAGCGAGCGGUGUUUCACUGUAGUAAUUUUGAAUAUGUCAUUUUCAAUGCCUUAAUAAACCUUUUUAUUAAAUUACAAAUACAUUUUCCUGCAAUUUUAAUAUUUUUGUGGCAUGUACAUAUAAUUAGCAUAUUUGUGUAAACUUUAUUUUCCUUUGUCCCCUUUUUUUUUUUUCUUGCAAUGUUACUGAUACAGAAAAGUGGCAUGUUCUUGGACCAAUAUGCAUAUGAAAAUUGAUGUACAAGGUAGAACUCUCUAAGAAGUGCAUGCUCUUUUGAUAUUGUUUUUUGUUUCAGGGUACGUUUGGUCAUAUCGAUCUCUAAGAUGAUAGUCCAGUGAGACUCACCAGACUAUAAAUCCAGAAGUUGUGUACAUAAUUAUUGUAUAUAGAGAUUUUAUAACAUUCAACAUGUUGAAAGUAUGUCUUUGUCGCAUGUACAUAUAAUUAGCAUAUUUGUAUAAAAUCCAUGGUAACUACGAAAUCUGUUAAACUUUAUUUUCCUUUGUCCCUUUUUUCUCUUGUAAACACUAGUGUUUUAUUAUUUCUGUAAAUUGUGUGGGACUGCAUUGUCAGUGCAUUUAAAUCUGCCUUAGCAGUCACCUGUUUUUAGCAGUCACUUGCCUUAAGCAGUCAAUCAGCUAACUUCACACCUUGACUUUAGGAAUAUAUAUAUAUAUGUAUAAUUUGUAUUUUGGGCUUUUUUAGAUACAUAUGACACAUUUAUUUUAACUAACAUUUUGUGAAAUCAUUAGUAUUUGUAUGGGACUAAUUUUCAUGGAUUUCAUAGUUCCGUCAGUUCACGAAAUUAAGUUCCAACCAACAACUAUACUUGUUUAUAUGAUCAAUGAAAGCUUAAAUGCACAAUAUUCCUUUCCCCACAAAAUAUCUGUUUUGACCAAAACCAUGAAAUAUCCUGAUAACAAUAUUAAUUGAUUUGACAGUAUUUUUAAUGCUUAGAUCAUAUAUGUGUAUAAUAUUGUAGUAUGUAAAAUAAAGGAGACAUUUCCACACAUGUUACAAGUAUUUGAUUUUAACCUAGGGUAUGAACUUUUGAAAGCAAAAACUUAUUUGAAAACCAAUUCUAAGUUUUGUAUUUUUCAUUAUGGUAUGAAAUACACAGACAUGUUUAAAAGUGCUUGGAGACCUGCAUAUUGGGUAUUUACACAUUACAUGUACUUUUACUAUGCAAUCAAAAAUAUAACAGACAAAUUCACGUGAAGAAUUUGUGGUUAACAGCUAACUAUUCUUGUGCAGCUAAAUAUGCGUGAAUAUGUUUGCUCUGUAUAAAUAUUAGCAGAAAUAAACUCAUUGAUUUUUG
Messenger RNA from Mercenaria mercenaria, 5158 nucleotides. Its product is annotated as toll-like receptor 6. The transcript has a single exon. Gene Ontology annotation, molecular function: protein binding. NCBI's taxonomy places the organism in Eukaryota, Metazoa, Mollusca, Bivalvia, Venerida, Veneridae. The record is from RefSeq and is a predicted model, not a curated record. The coding region runs from base 170 to 2569 and encodes 799 amino acids. Gene Ontology annotation, cellular component: extracellular matrix.